GGAGAGGCACAAUGACCGAGCAGCAAAGUCCCCCCGAGCAGAUGGCCACUGGGGAGGGUGCUGGCGAGCGAGGUGGCAACUACAAGAUCACGAUCUACGAGCUGGAGAAUUUCCAGGGGAAAAGGUGUGAGCUGACAGAGGAGCUCCCCAACAUCACCGAGAAGGAGAUGGAGAAGGUGGGCUCCAUCCAGGUGGAGUCUGGCCCGUGGCUGGGCUUCGAGCGCCAGGCCUAUGCUGGGGAGCAGUUCGUGCUGGAGAAGGGAGACUACCCCCGCUGGGACUCCUGGUCCAACAGCCACAGCAGCGACAGCCUGAUGUCCCUCCGGCCCCUCCAGAUUGACAGCGCUGACCACAAGAUCCACCUGUUUGAGAACGUGGGGUACACCGGGAGGAAGAUGGAGAUCGUGGAUGACGACGUCCCCAGCCUCUGGGCCCAUGGCUUCCAGGACCGUGUGGCCAGUGUCAAGGCCCUGAAUGGAACGUGGGUGGGCUACGAGUACCCCGGGUACCGGGGCCGCCAGCACGUCUUUGAGAAGGGCGAGUACCGGCACUGGAACGAGUGGGACGCCAACCAGCCCCUGAUCCAGUCCGUACGCCGCGUGCGGGACCAGCAGUGGCACCAGCGGGGCUGCUUCGAGAACAGCUGAGGGACCCCCAGCCCCCGCCGGGGCCGCUCGCGGGGUCCCCCGGCCCAGGCCGUGACCGUGGUGUUUUUUGUGCAAAAACCUCAAUAAAGCUCUGAGCUG
This is a messenger RNA of Sturnus vulgaris (Common starling), 746 nucleotides long. NCBI's taxonomy places the organism in Eukaryota, Metazoa, Chordata, Aves, Passeriformes, Sturnidae. The record is from RefSeq and is a predicted model, not a curated record.